AUGGAAGUGAAAGAUAUAUGUUCAGGCGUUCAGACGCUGCAGGAUCAAUUGCAUUCAGCACCAUUGACACUUACCUGUUCUGAAGCAGGACCCAGCAUUUCGGUUGAAAAGCGCAAUCUGCAAGACGGUUCACAUCAGGACCAGCCGCAUACGACAUCCAGCUCGAAAACAGGAUCUGCCUUCGUGGCCAAGACCCAAGGAUUACUAUACAUCACAGAGAACUCGAUCGCCCAAGUCGCCAAAACGGACCUCCUAAUAGCAUACCGCCUCUUCUAUCCAGAGGACUUCACCAUGUCUUCCUAUGGCUCGGCCCAUUCGGGACACCUGCACCCCGGUUUUCAACCGGCAUCGCAGCAGCAACGGGCACGCUCGCAAUCGAACCCUCCCUAUCCAACAACUCCAGCCUCGGCGUCAUACCCACAGCAACAACAGGGCAGUUAUUUUCCCCAACCACCCACGGCGCCGUACCAGCAACCACCAUCCACAUCCAAUCCCAUUGCCAUUCCGACAUCAAACAGACGACGAUCCUCGGGUUACACUCAUGGUCACGGCACUUCUCCUUUGUAUCCUCCCCCCUCGAGUCCAUACUCAAACUCGUACCCAGUGCAGCACCUUGCGCCUAUCCUGCAACAGCAACCGAUUCCGGAGAAUUACCAGUAUUCUCCUCCAUCCCAGCCAGCUGUGAUGUCGGGCUCGCCCACGCACCACCACCACCGCCGUCGCCGCUCAUCCUCCUCUGCCUACGGCUACGAUCCCCGUCAAAGCUAUGAAUCGGCACGCUCCUACCAGUCGGCACACGCCUACCACGACUAUCCCCCACAACAUUCACAAAUCGGUUACGGCAAUUACGACGACCGAUACAAUUACGGCAACGGGAACGAGGGCCAGGCUUCUGUGUAUCCUGAUCCAAUGCCGGUAAAGGAAUACGGAGAUUGGGACAAGAAAGAGGUCAGCAAGUAUCACAAGAACAGGGAUCUCGAGAGGAGGCCCACACUCGGAGGAAGUUUGAUGAGUUUGGUGAGAAAGGGAGGGAUGAAGCUGAAUGGCGAGCGUCGUUGA
Ascochyta rabiei is the source of this 1059-nucleotide messenger RNA. RefSeq lists its product as uncharacterized. NCBI's taxonomy places the organism in Eukaryota, Fungi, Ascomycota, Dothideomycetes, Pleosporales, Didymellaceae. Bases 1 to 1059 code for a protein of 352 amino acids. The record is from RefSeq and is a predicted model, not a curated record. The transcript has a single exon.